AAGUCACCGCACCAGCAGAGGAGAGAGGACUAGAGAUCGUAGGAUGGAAAAAUAGAAUCGCGACGCGAUACCAAUACCAUACCAAGUUGAAAAGAGAAAAGUUGCCUUUGGAAAUCGUGGGUUCCAUGGCAUCAGAACAGGUUAGCUCUCGUAAAAAGCAGUCAAGAAGUGUUCCAAAAGAAGAACUGAGACAUCCAGUCCUCUACAGACAUCAAGACUGCAUCCCUAACCCCAAGUUGCUCCAGAGUUGUGAAAGGAAUGUGCUUUUAGGUUUAAAAAACAAUCAGAGUCAAAACAACAUUCGGAGCAAAGUAGUUGGACAAGAAACCAAUGAAAGUAAAAGCAAUUCCAAAAAGUGUAACCACGUCAAAAGUAAAAAUGAUGAUAAAACUGAUAAAGCAGGGCAAGAGACAAAAGUAAAUUUGUCUCAACCGAACGGUACUUUAGGGAACAAUGAAGAGUUGAGUAAGUCAAGGAGAAGACGACUGAGGAAACGUAGACUGCUUGUGGCCUUAGCACCGACUUUGACUAAAAGUAAUCUUUCUCCUCCACCUACAGUGGUUAAUAAUCAAGGGGUGAAAGUGAUACCACGUCCAGUUGCUCAAUCUAGCCUCUCGACUGACGUGCCUCCAAACCCCACAGCACCGAGCAGAAGCGAACUUGGGAAACCUUCAGUGAAAGAGUCGAGGAAAAGAUCUGAAAAAAGCAUUAGCUCUAGAAGCAAGAGCUUGAAAAGUAAGUCAUUAGCAGAAACAACACAUCACACUAAAGCUGAUAUCAUAAAGACUUUGGAAGAAAAGACACUUAAUUCUUUGCUACAAACCUUAGUGCCCUUGACAAAUUCAUCUCCAAAGAAGGAGAAACCUUCUUUGCCGCUAUUCUCUUUUCCAGAAAAAAGAUUUACUACUUCUGAAUCCAAAGUGGACAAAGACGGAGUGUUUUAUUUUGGAGAGACGAAGCAUCAGUUGGAAAAGUUGUCUUCUUCGUUUAGUAACUACAGCACGAGUCCUUUUUCUGAUAAGUUUGACGCUGCACAAAGCAAGGAGCUGAACCGAAACUGUUUUUCAGCAAGUAAAAUAAGUAGCUUGGAAAAUAUUGUCCCUAGUUUCAACUUUUCUCAGACUGCCUCUGCUAGACCAAAUUGUUCUACAGCUAUUAGACAAAACUUAUUCAAUUCUGAAACUGUUGCGCCAAACAAAAGGCUUGUGGGGAAUAACAUUUAUCCUUUUCCAUCAGCUUAUACAAAAGAUUCAUUUCCAAGUCCUGUUUUGAAAGAUCUAUACCAGUUUAGAAGUGAAUGUUUUACCAGUCCAUCUGCAACCCCUACUUCUCCAUCCAAUUACGUAAAUAGACCAAAUAAUAUCCCUACAAAUACCGCUGAGGUUUUAAAUUCAGCAACCAAUCUGAUAAAACCCCUGCAUAACACCCCUGUAACCGUCUCUGGACCAAAGACACAGGUUGCAUCUCAAAAACUAUUUGAUUUCCCACAAUCACUUGUUCCUAAUACAGCUGUUGGAAAAUCUCCAGUGGGAAUUGAAAUCAGUAAUCCAGAAACAAAUAUUAAACCUGCUGUAACAAUGAAACCGACUGAAGAUAUUAAAAAAAGCAACAAAAGUAGAGAAGAAAUUUUACUUGAACGAGAAGCAAAAAAAGCAGCUAAGUUAGCUGCUAAAGCUAAAAAAUCUACGACCGAAAAAGGAAGUGUUCCUAUUACUGAUGCAAAGACUGAAACUGAGAGUAUAAAUCAAAAUAGCAUUAAGAAUAAAGUAGCCUCUGUGCCUCAGCCAGUAAACCUUGAGAAAGGACCUUCUAAGGAUACAUCUACUACAGGGAACAAUGAUGUUCCUGUUAUGCUAAUAAAAGAUUUAGAAGUUGACAGUAAAAAGCAAGGACCACCAAAAACUGCCUCAUCUGAGGAUGCUCCUGUAAAAAGUAAAGCCGAACUGAAAGCUGAAAGGAGGGCCAAACAAGAAGCCCAGCGAGCGGCCAAAGCAGCUGGUAAAACCCCACAGUCUCAACCGCAAGAGAAAGUUCCAAAAGCAAAAACGGAACAGUCAAAACCUGUUGUAAGCACCCCAGUGGUACAGACUGAAAAAAAAAUUGAGGUGUUGAAAACACUAACUCAACCAAAACCCAAACUGUUUAGUCAUCUGUAUCGGGAAAAAACAAAUAUAUCUACUGAAAAGCUAUUGAAAGUUUCCAGUCUUCACCCAGCAGUAGUUAGAUUAGGUGUUCAGUAUGCUACAAGGGUAGUGGUUGGCUCCAAUGCUCGCUGUGUGGCCUUACUGCGUGCAUUGAUUCAGAUGGUGAAUGACUACACGACGCCGUCAGAGAAAGAUUUCUCGCGAGGCUUGGAGGAAGAGUUGGGUCCGGUGGUGAGAUACCUGGACCAGUGCCGACCUCUGGCAGUGUCUAUGACCAAUGCUUUGAGACAUCUCAGCAGAACUCUCACUCAGCUGCCCAACAGUAUGACUGACGCAGAGGCCAAGCGGAAAAUUUGUGAUGUACUAGAAACUUAUAUACAUGAGCAAAUCAACAUGGCCGGUAAAUCAAUAUGUGAAACAGUGCAGAAGAAAAUCGUCAACGGAGAUGUGAUCUUAAUUUUUGGCUGUUCUUCGCUGUUGUACCAAAUCCUAGUAGAGAGCCAUGCUAGUGGUGUCAAGUUCAGAGUGGUCGUGGUGGACGGACUGCCUUGGCUGGAAGGUCGUGAAAUGCUUCGUCGGCUCGUGGAGAAAGGCUUGUCUUGCACAUAUGUACUGAUCACAGCUGCCAGCUUUAUCAUGCGAGAGGCCACCAAAGUUCUACUUGGUGCCCAUGCAUUGCUGGCUAACGGCUACGUCAUAUCGCGAGCAGGCAGCUCCCAAGUUGCACUCCUUGCUCACUGCUGCAAUGUUCCUGUCCUCGUCUGCUGUGAAAAUCACAAGUUCUGCGAGCGAGCACAGACAGAUGCCUUUGUCUACAAUGAAAUUGGAGAGUUACAUUGUUCGAAAAUGAAAGAGAAGGGGAAGACAUUGACGAAUCUUACGCCUCUGAGUUUAGCGUACGACAUCACACCCCCUGACCUGGUUACGGCUGUGGUGACGGAACUGGCUGUCCUGCCUUGUACGAGUGUUCCGGUCAUCUUGCGCAUCCGACCUUCCGAGCUUGCGAUGUAACUCACGGUGUGCUAGUGGAGACAAUAAUUCAAGCUUUAAACAUUGCUAUACAUAUGUAUUUUGUAAAUAUUUAAUCUCGCUCAUUCUAACACUGGUCAAGUGUCUGCAUGUUGCGCAUGUGCGGUUAUUGUUAAAGGUGUAAUAAACGAGAAUUGA
Messenger RNA from Macrosteles quadrilineatus (aster leafhopper), 3311 nucleotides. RefSeq lists its product as uncharacterized. NCBI's taxonomy places the organism in Eukaryota, Metazoa, Arthropoda, Insecta, Hemiptera, Cicadellidae. Bases 126 to 3155 code for a protein of 1009 amino acids. The record is from RefSeq and is a predicted model, not a curated record. The transcript is spliced from 11 exons.